Messenger RNA from Python bivittatus (Burmese python), 2172 nucleotides. RefSeq names its product cytochrome P450 family 2 subfamily R member 1 (gene CYP2R1). NCBI's taxonomy places the organism in Eukaryota, Metazoa, Chordata, Lepidosauria, Squamata, Pythonidae. Gene Ontology annotation, molecular function: iron ion binding; heme binding; oxidoreductase activity, acting on paired donors, with incorporation or reduction of molecular oxygen, reduced flavin or flavoprotein as one donor, and incorporation of one atom of oxygen. Gene Ontology annotation, cellular component: intracellular membrane-bounded organelle; cytoplasm. The record is from RefSeq and is a predicted model, not a curated record. Gene Ontology annotation, biological process: xenobiotic metabolic process.
GUUACCAAUUCGCUGCUGGCCUGGGAGGUGCUGGGACUCUGAGAGGAAUGUGGCCCCAGGGUCUGCUGGUGGGCUUGGGCGCCGCCGCCGCUCUCCUCUCGCUCGUGCUGGCGCUGGUGGUGAGGCAGUUGCUGAGGCAGAAGAGACCGGCUGGCUUUCCGCCCGGUCCGGCGGGGCUCCCUCUCAUCGGCAAUAUCCACUCCCUGGCCUCGGAGCAGCCACACGUCUACAUGAAGAGACAGAGUCAGCUGUACGGGCAAAUUUUUAGUCUUGAUCUUGGAGGCAUAUCAGCUAUUGUACUGAACGGCUAUGAUGCAGUAAAAGAAUGUCUCAUUCAGCAAGGAGAAGUUUUUGCAGAUAGGCCUUCUCUACCUUUGUUCAAGAAGCUGACAAAAAUGGGAGGUUUACUGAAUGCAAGAUAUGGCAAAGGUUGGACAGAACAUCGCAAAUUAGCUGUAACUAGCUUUCGAAAUUUUGGAUAUAGUCAAAAGUCCUUUGAAAGCAAAAUAUCAGAAGAAACGGGUUUUUUUCUUGAUGUUAUUGAUACUUACAAAGGCAAGGCUUUUGAUCUAAAGUACUUGAUAACAAAUGCAGUUUCAAACAUUACUAACUUAAUUAUUUUUGGAGAACGAUUUACAUAUGAAGACACUGAAUUUCAGCACAUGAUAGAAAUAUUCAGUGAAAAUAUUGAAUUGGCUGCUAGUGCUUCUGUAUUUUUAUACAAUGCUUUCCCAUGGAUUGGUAAUUUGCCCUUUGGAAAACAUCAACAACUUUUUAAAAAUGCUGCUGAAGUUUAUACUUUUUUACUCCACCUUAUUCAGCGUUUCUCACAGAAUAGGAAACCUUAUUCACCUCGACAUUUUGUAGAUGCAUAUUUAGAUGAAAUGGAUAGAAAUAAAAAUGAUCCUGAAUCUGUAUUUUCAAUGGAAAACUUAAUUUUUUCUGUUGGAGAACUCAUAAUUGCUGGAACAGAAACUACAACAAAUGUCCUAAGAUGGGCAGUCUUGUUCAUGGCUCUUUAUCCUAAUAUUCAAGGACAAGUGCAUAAAGAAAUUGACUUAGUCAUUGGACCCAGCAAAACCUCAUGCCUAGAAGAUAAGUGUAAAAUGCCAUAUACAGAGGCAGUGCUACAUGAAAUUUUAAGAUUCUGUAAUAUAGUGCCAUUAGGUAUUUUUCGUGCAACUUCUAAGGAUACAGUUGUCCGUGGUUAUUCGAUCCCUCAAGGCACUACUGUAAUCACAAAUCUCUAUUCUGUGCAUUUUGAUGAAAAAUACUGGAGUAACCCUGAAAUGUUUUGUCCUGAGAGAUUUUUGGACAACUCAGGACAGUUUGUCAAGAAAGAAGCAUUUAUUCCCUUUUCAUUAGGGCGAAGACACUGCUUAGGAGAACAGCUGGCCAGAAUGGAAAUGUUUUUAUUUUUUACUGCAUUACUUCAAAGAUUUCAUCUGCAUUUUCCUAGUGCUUUGGUUCCAAACCUUAAGCCAAAACUUGGCAUGACAUUGCAACCUCAUCCAUAUCUCAUCUGUGCAGAGAGUCGAUAUUAAAUGUAACUGUGGGAACCAGAGAGAUGCAGCAAUAAAUUGUCUGAAGAAAAAAAUCUUAAGUCUACAAAUUUAACAACUGGCUAAAACAUUAUUAAAGCAUGUAUGUGUAGUUGUACUAUUGCUUAUGCUUCACCAAAAAAGAAAAGUAAAAAGGAAUUUUUGAGUAUGUGUCCAAGACAAGUGGGAAUUCAAUUUUCUCUGCGCAUCUGAUAUGGAGUAUUCAUUGAAUAAUAUAAAGCAAAGAUACUGGAACUGAGGGGAAAGACAUGCUGGCCUUUCAGUUGAAACAAUUAUGCUAUAGUAAUGUUAUUUCUGCUAUCUAGGAAACUCAGGGUAAAGUAUACAUUUACUGUUAUUAAAAUCAACCAUUUUGUCACUUUUGUUGUCAAUUGGAUAAUACUGGGACAUGUGUAUCCAAGAAAGAAAUUUGUCAAUUUUUAUAGAAGUCUUCCAGAGAUUACAUAUGAUAUUCUGUUAACCUUGCUAUGCUUUUAAAUUUCCAAGAAAUAUUUAGUUAUGUAUUUAAAAGGUUUAAUUAUGUAUUUAAAAAGUGGGCUGAGUUUUGCCACACAUAAUAUAGUAUGUUCUUGUCUUCUUUGUUGUGUUUUUUCUAGUUUCUUACUUUUGG